Molecule: messenger RNA, 1695 nt
Organism: Plenodomus lingam JN3
Lineage: Eukaryota; Fungi; Ascomycota; Dothideomycetes; Pleosporales; Leptosphaeriaceae
Molecular function (GO): asparagine synthase (glutamine-hydrolyzing) activity
Source: RefSeq, a predicted model, not a curated record
AUGUGCGGUAUCUUCUGCUCUCUCAGCUGUCAUGGCUUUAUAUCGCCUGACGCCAACACAACCCAAUUACUGGUGAACCGUGGUCCGGACAGCACAGGCCAGCUCCAGAAAAUGAUAGACACGCGUUGCUCGUCGCGUGUUCACGCGACAUUCCUCUCCACCGUCCUGGCCUUGCGUGGUACCUCUAUCGUCCAGCAGCCUCUUGUCGAUACUGCCGCUGGCUCAGUGCUAUGCUGGAACGGUGAAGCUUGGAGUAUCGCGGGCGAGACUAUUCAUGGCAACGAUUCCGAAACCGUGCUCAAACGACUUGUUGAAGCCUGCACCGUCUCUGCAGCCGAAUCAGCAGCAGCCGUAGUCGCCCUCUUGUCUUCAAUCCAGGGACCUUAUGCCUUUGUAUUCUACGAUGCACGCCACGAGCGCGUCUACUAUGCACGUGAUUGCCUAGGCAGGCGCUCGCUGCUCAAAAAAGACACCGCUGAUGGUGCUCUUGUCCUCUCAAGCGUCUGCGACAAUGCUUCUGGCGAUGCAUGGACCGAAGUCGAAGCAGAUGGCUUGUACUAUGUAGAUCUUAGCCUUGUAGAGGAGACCAGGCCAGACUUUAUCCCAACACACAUGCCUCAUCGUCGUGCAAAUCAGCCCGAAGAUGCAACCCUUUCCUUUCCAUUAUCUUUUCCACUCAUCAACCGAGAAACUUCCACUCUACCACCUCACGUGCAUACUGAAACUGUGGAGCUACUCAAGAGCUCACUACAAAGGUCGCUUGCACUCCGCGUACAACACGUCCGAGAAGGUGUUCCAUCCGGCCCAGAUGGCCUCCAGUCCGACGCACAAGUAGCCAUACUUUUCUCUGGUGGCCUCGACUGCACCAUACUAGCACGCAUGUGUCAUGACCUCUUACCGCUAACAAAUUCCCUCGAUCUUCUCAACGUCGCCUUUGAGAAUCCUAGGAUCCACGCAAAUCUCGAGCAUGGUGCUAGUCCAUAUGAACUGUGUCCCGAUCGUGUGACUGGUCGAGCCUCACACGCUGAACUCAUGAGCACAUGUCCUGGCAGAGUCUGGCGGUUCAUCGAGGUCAAUGUGCCUUACACUGAUACUCAAGCGCAUCGUUCUACAGUCGUGGCUUUGAUGCAUCCCCACAAUACUGAAAUGGAUCUAUCUAUAUCAUUUGCGCUAUACUUUGCUGCGCGUGGAGUUGGCGUGACCCGAGUGAUCCACCAGGACUCACUCGGCCCAUACUCGUCGGCUGCACAUGUCCUCCUUUCUGGUCUUGGCGCUGACGAGCUUUUCGGUGGCUACCAACGACAUAGUACAGCUUACGCUAGACGGGGCUAUCCGGGACUGAUUGAAGAACUCGAGCUAGAUUUUGCUCGUCUUGGAAAACGUAAUCUUGGACGAGACGAUCGCAUCAUAAGUAAUUCCAGCAAAGAGGUUCGCUUUCCUUUCUUAGACGAGGAGUUUAUUGCUCUGGCGCUUCGACUCGAGGUCACUGCCAAAUGUGACUUCGGCAGUCCCCAAGAUGAACAUUCUGAUGAUCUAUUGGUCAUGCUUGAGCCCGCGAAGAGAGCGCUUCGUUUGCUGGCUUGGAAUCUAGGUAUGCACAAAGUUGCCAGGGAGAAGAAGCGUGCUAUACAAUUUGGCGCCCGCACCGCCAAGAUGGAAACGGGCAAAACAAAGGGCAAGCACGUGCUCGUAUGA